AAGGUUACUCGUCUGUGUUUAGUUCUUGAAAUGGCUUCCUCGGUCCUGUGCAGCAGUAUCUUACUGCUCUUAUUAUGCAGUGUGAAUCUCCGACACUUGGUAAAUGGAGACUUGGGCCUUCUAAGUAGGCCUAGGCCUAAAAACGUUUGUAGCAAGGGCUUCUACGCGAAAAAAAUCGAGAGAGGGAAACAUAGAAAUACGGUGGUGACUAAGGGGAAGUAUAUUUGCCGUGAAUGUGGAAAAUGUAUGGAUGGAUUGCGGACUAUAAAGUUGUGCGACAGUUGGGCUGAUACCCAAUGUGGAGGCUGCGAACAUGAAGAUUUGGGAUUUGUGUUCGACAUGACAACCAAGUCGUGCCAACAUCCAGACGUCUUGUCUGGAAAGGUUGCUCCAGGAGAUAUCUGGUUGAUACUAGGUGCAUUGUAUACCACAACUGAACCGUUAGAUGAGGGUCAAACGGAUCAAAGUGUAACUAUCCGGACAACGUCUGAUGACCAUCGAGGAAUAGCUUUAUUAACCCUUCCAACAAGAUCAAUUGAAUUUAAUAAAGCAGCAACGAACACUUUCACUGGAUCCUCGGAAACCAGUGCAUUAGCUUUAACUGUUUUUGGAACUUUCAUUAUUUUGUUUUUGUCUUUGUUUGUUUUGACUGUCGUAGCCUGUAAAUUACAAGCAGCUCAAGAAGGCUUUCACACAUUAUUUCCUUGUUUCAUCUACGGUUGGUUUAAAAGAAUUUUCACAAGAGAAAGAACGCAUAUGCAGACUGUUUCAACGUCAUUAGGAGAAAAACCUACAACGUCGUCAAAUCAACGGAAGCCAGGCAACGUUCUGCAAUUGAGCAAGGAUUCUGAUUUUCCUGAAACAACCAGUCUGUACCAAAUCAGAACUGACUCUCCGUUAUUUUUCCUUCCUAAAAGCAGCUCUUGUCAUAUUUUUGGAUAUGAUAUGGGACAUGGUCACUUCGCCGGGCCAACAUUACCGCAUACGCCAAGGCCCACACGUGACAAAGUUAAUUUCUGUGUCGGACAUGGUAGGUCGAGUUUCAACAAUAAACAUACAUUUACAGAAAAAUCGAGCGAAUUUCGACCUCUAAAUAGACAGCCGGUGAGCUACGAUUCUAUUGAUUAUGAUGACGUCAGCAAGAGUGAUGUUUCUGAUGAAGAUACUGAAGACGAAUACGGCGCAUGGAGAGCUUUUAUGGCACAGGCGCAGCCUCCUGAUUCACUGGUGGAUGUAUCUGAAAACUCUGAACACCACGACAGAAAGACUACAACUGAAAUUUACUUGCCAAGCAUUACAACCCUGUGAAACUGUGGAGCCUCUAUGUAGGCCUAUAGUAAACUUUUAUCAUAUUUAUUUAAAAUACUCGCAUAACCUGUGUAGGCCUAAACAGAUUUUAAACUUUAUCAAUGGUGUUUCUCUCUCUCAGCACCAAGUGUAUUGUUAGCUGAUGGAGGAUGUCAUAGAAAUACUCUUUUAGGAUCUGAAGCCCUGAUUGAUCUACACUAUUUCUGAUAUUUUCAGAUGGUCCCCGUAAAACCAUUAAUUAUUAUUAUUACUGUACUGGGCUUAUAAUAUUAUAAUUGAUAUUAAUAUUUAAAUAUAAAAAAUAUAAUAGCAGCACUGUGAUUGGUGAUUGCACAAUCAAAAAGAUACCAUGAGACUUAUAGUAUCUUUCACUGUCAAUCUCGACCGUUUCAUCGAGAGACCGUGUGACGGCUACAAUGAAAGUUGUAAGUGUAUGGAUUUUCCGCUAAGCCCCGUCCCAGGAUAUAGGCCUCUCAAAACGACAGUGUAAAAUAAACAUAGCCAGGCAUACGCACAUGUGCGUUUGUGGAAAAGAAUACCCAGAGUAACUGGACUAAAAUUGACGUGGAAACUUUUAGGGGGAUUUUCUUUUUAUUCAAAUUUGUAUGAUUCUUCGGUUGUUAAUUUUGAUUGACACUCGGGAAAGUCCAUUAAGUAGAAAGGAAGGAUAUUGAAAUAGGAAAAUAAUUAGAGAGAAGCAGGAGAUUCCCGCCCGGAAUCCGGACCUCACCGGCUAUUUCCUGUGAGAUGCUGUCACAUGGUCGACCCACCAGGAGUGGUUAUGUGACAAAGUAAAGCUUUGUCCAGGUAAUCAAAUUUUCUUUGACAAAAGUCUGCUGUUGAGACCUAUGCCCAUCCUAAGUCAUGAUGUGCCUAUAUUUAUUUUUAUUUUUUAUUUGCAAAAUAUUCAUUCAGGAUAACAUAUUCAAUGUACAACAAACAAAAAACCUUGAAACGAAAUACAUUGUUUUUCAAUAAGGUCCGGACUAUCUACUAAUAUAGCAAGGCCCAUAAUGGUCAUUAUGUGAGGUCAUCACGACCAUAUUUAGGCAUAUCUCAUGCUCUUGCCAAAUUUGAUAGUUUCAAAAGCUACGUAGGCCUACGACAACCAAAUAAAUGGGACUUGGAAAAGUAGCUUAAAAAUAAUGAUAAUAAUAAUUUUACCAUUUUUUUAUGGACUCUCCCCUCGUUAUCGACGAGUGCUCACCAAGCGCAAUAUACAUAUUUCCAUAUGGUGUCAUUUUAAUCGAAAUAGUAAUAUUAUGUAUUCAGUUUUGCUCGUUUUUUCUGCAGGUUUCAGUUCAAUUA
Molecule: messenger RNA, 2616 nt
Organism: Anneissia japonica
Lineage: Eukaryota; Metazoa; Echinodermata; Crinoidea; Comatulida; Comatulidae
Exons: 2
Coding region: 31-1308 (425 amino acids)
Molecular function (GO): protein binding
Source: RefSeq, a predicted model, not a curated record